UACUAAAUUGAAAGUUAGGGAUUUAGCCCUUUGCGGUGACCAAGUGGGUGGAGGUGUUAUUAGGUUAUUGGACAAUGCCUAUCCUGCCCUUUCUUCUCUGGAGGAAGUAAUGCUUGUUAAGUGCGGUAUUACAGAUUUUCCACCACGACUUGGUACCACCUUAACAUUGUUGUGGCUAGAUAACAAUCCUCUUGGAGUGUCUGGCAACUUGCUCUUGUUAAUUUGAUGGAGCUGACAUUAUCCAACACCUUCACUAAUGAUGCCGACAUCAAUGGAGCAUUGCUGACCACACUUUUGCCAUCCAUUGCCUCACACUGUCCCUUCCUGGCGCAUUUUGAUCUCUCUAAGAACAAUUUCAGUGUGCCUGGAGCUUGUGCAUUAGGAGAAGCGAUAUGUCUUUUGGGGAUCACCAACAAACUGCCUAGUUACAUAUUUGUUGAUGAUAUUAAUAUCAAUCAGGAUGCCAUGGUUUCUUUUUGUGCUCAUGCGUUGACUCCUAUAAAAGAGUGGCUUGAGCCUAUAUUUGUCUGGUUGGGCAAUAAUCUACUUGGCCUCGAUGGUCUGUUGUCAAUGUUACGAAUACUUAGAAGCUCAACUUGUAAAAUUGCAUCACUCUCUCUUAGGAACACUGCUCUCGAUCUCCACGACCAACGGUCGAUUAAUAUACUUUCAUUUUGUCCUGAUGUUUCACAUGGUGUUCUAACACAUCUUCAGUUAAAUGACAAUAAUUUCAGUGGAGACAGUAUAGUCAUUCUAGUAGAAUGUAUCCGAGUGUGUCAAUCGUUGGAAGCACUCCGGUGUUGUAACUGUUCUCUCACUUCAACUGAUAUCAUUAUUCUUUUGUCCAAACUCAAGCUUUCCAUCAAUAAUCACAAGCAUCUGAAGGGGUUGGAUCUUUUCAACAAUUUAAUUGACAAUAAGGGAGCGACUGAACUCAUUGAAAACUCACAACUCAUAUCAGAAGUGUUUCCUAACUUGAGGAUUUUAAAUGUCGGUGUCCCUCCUCCUAUGAACUCUAAGAGUAAUAUUUGUUGGGAGGCGUACGUUGAAACUGUACCACGACAAAAUUAUCCAGGUCAAGAUAUUCCCCUGGCAAGAGCGGAGAGGAAUGGUAGGAGGCGUUUGGUGAUGACUGAGUGGAAGAGAACACACUCACCUCCGCAAGCUCAAGUGCUGUUGUUUGAGUUCAUGAAGAUGUGGGACGAGUUGCUAUGGGAAUUGUGUUAUCUGGUACACACUAUGGACAGGUUUCCACAUCUUUUUAGAUUGCCGUCAGAGGUCAAGGAGUAUCCAACCGUAACUGAGAUUCAUGGUGUCUCACAAGAGAUUCCACCAGCCAGCUCCAGUGAUGAUGAGAGCUGCUAUUCAGCCACUGAAGAACUGGACGAACCAGUAGAGCACCACCACACAGCUAGUGAUGAGUCCACGGUACAGUCUACUCACACAACGGACCAACAGCAAUCACCAAAACGUUGUGACGAACUCCCUAAUACUGUUGACAGUGCAACUGGUGUGAUGACACCCCCACUUACCACACCCUUCUCACACAGCACUCUCUCGGGUGCUGGUGAACCGAGGACUGUGACCAUUGAGGAAUUGAAGGAACGUACAAAAGUAACAGACUCUCAACUUGACACUGAAAUUAAAGAGAAGGAUAUGAUUUUUCUGGCAGAUCACUUUGACAAUGUGGAGACUUAUCUUGUACAACUGGUACUGAGUCCUGCCGAGCAAAAUGACGUUAGAAUUGCUCUGCAUAUGCAUGCUAAUGGCACACAAGUAGCGAUGGACAAGGCCUUGAGACUGUAGAGAGAGCAUAAUCCAGGAGUCGCUACUUACAGAGCUUUGGUGACGAUUCUUCUGGGACUGAGAAAUGUCGAUAUGGCUAUAUUACUGGCUCGUAAAUCAACUACAAGCUGAGAAAUCGAUCUAUCAAAAGACUGGCUCAGUUGUGUACGCAUAAUGAAAAAAAAAUUAUUGAGAUAGUGUAGUAAUGUGCAUAGUGUUUACUUUUAGUUGUGUUAAUUAACUCAUUUCCUGUGGUUAACUUUACUUCCUGUAUUAUACUUUUCUGCUAUUGUGGUUUCUGUUCGUUAGUAGGUUCUUUCUGUAUAGUUGUUCUUUGUUCCCUUUGUGCCUAGCUAUAGGGGCCCGCUCCAGGCGGCUCUUUGUGUAUGGGAACCUCUGCUCCACUGCCUUUUGUCUUGUACAUACUUAUACCUUUGUUCUUGUGCAUUUUAUCAGUUGUUGAAUACGAUUUCA
Halichondria panicea is the source of this 2259-nucleotide messenger RNA. RefSeq lists its product as uncharacterized. The transcript is spliced from 7 exons. Lineage: Eukaryota; Metazoa; Porifera; Demospongiae; Suberitida; Halichondriidae. Gene Ontology annotation, molecular function: GTPase activator activity. Bases 226 to 1806 code for a protein of 526 amino acids. The record is from RefSeq and is a predicted model, not a curated record.